This is a messenger RNA of Paecilomyces variotii, 1195 nucleotides long. RefSeq names its product putative U1 snRNP complex component Yhc1. Gene Ontology annotation, biological process: mRNA 5'-splice site recognition; spliceosomal snRNP assembly; mRNA splicing, via spliceosome. Gene Ontology annotation, molecular function: zinc ion binding; pre-mRNA 5'-splice site binding. The coding region runs from base 393 to 1022 and encodes 209 amino acids. Gene Ontology annotation, cellular component: U1 snRNP. The transcript is spliced from 5 exons. The record is from RefSeq and is a predicted model, not a curated record. NCBI's taxonomy places the organism in Eukaryota, Fungi, Ascomycota, Eurotiomycetes, Eurotiales, Thermoascaceae.
AGCUCCGUAAAUUAAAUUGCCAGCCAGAUCUAUUUAUUGUAUCGCGACGUAUCCCGGUCAAGUCGUACCUAUCUCAAUUGAUCUCAUCCUUCCAAAGAUCCCGGACAUCUCACGAUCCUCGGAACACUCGCCAACGCGAAUAACGCCUCGAAAGCAACGCGCUCGUGAGCGCUGAAGAGGUAUUGGAGAAGUUCCCUAUCCAAACCUCCAAGGGAGAGCAGAGAAAGCCAAAAUGCCGAAAUUCUUCUGUAGGUCCUUCCAUCAUCAAGCCGCAAACGUCAAGCAUUCAGCAGCGCGAAGUGCCCUGUUAGCAAAGAAGAUAUCGAGCUGAAAUACUGACCGGAUUGACUGUCUCAGGCGAUUAUUGUGAUGUCUACUUGACGCACGACUCGAUGAGCGUGCGCAAGGCGCAUAAUUCGGGAAGAAACCAUCUGAGAAACGUGGUGGAAUACUAUCAACAAAUUGGACAUGAAAAGGCACAGUCGGUUAUUGAUUCUAUCACAAGCUCAUAUGCUGCGGAGGGUCAGGUGAAUCCCAUGUUGCAACAAGGCGCACCGGGAGCAUACCCUCCCCCUCCUCCGUUUGGCUUUCCAGGUCGACCAGGCCAGCUACCGCCACCACCUUUCGGCAUGCCUGGCGGACCUGGUAUUCCGCCGCCCGGCAUGGUACCUCCUCCUGGAGGUCGUGGCCUUCCUUUCCCUCCACCGUUCCCUCCUUCAGCAACAGGAACACCACCAACCGGUGGUUUCCCACCCCCAUUGCCCAACAUGCCAGGUGGUCUUCCUUUCCCUCCACCACCAGGAGGUCUGCCUCCUAACUUCCAAGUCCCUCCACCCGGUGCCCCUGGCGCCCCAGGCUUUCCACCUGUUCCUUCGAUUCCCGGACAGGCAGGACCAAGUCCGAGUCCCGGCCCUGGUGCAGCUGGAUCGCCUCCCCCAGGCCCGGCAGGCUACGCAGCGCCUCCUGGUGGUGCACCACCGGGCCUUCCGGGUCCGCCUCCCGGUCUGGGAGAUAAGCGAUGAUAAGUUCUAUAUGGCAUAAAAAACUUUUCUUUUUUCUCUAUGUUUGGUCUGGUCUGUCUGAUACCGAGUUUCACAUUGUGUUUUUUCUUACAAUUUUCGGCAUGUAAUGCCCUAUGUCUUCUUUAAAUGAGACUCGCGAAAUAUCGCUUCUAGCAAAAAUAAACCCUGGCAGC